Magallana angulata is the source of this 1329-nucleotide messenger RNA. RefSeq lists its product as uncharacterized. Lineage: Eukaryota; Metazoa; Mollusca; Bivalvia; Ostreida; Ostreidae. The annotation marks the transcript as partial. The transcript is spliced from 7 exons. The record is from RefSeq and is a predicted model, not a curated record.
AAAGAUGACUGUAAUUAUCAUAAUAGUUUGUUAAUUAGGUAUAGCUUUAUUGUUCAAGGUGCCUCAUGGGAGAAAUUUUCUCUGGGAGCAAAGUUCAUCAAUCUUGCCGUAGGAUCAACACGACAAUUUUAUAAGAUGCAGCUCAAGUACAGGGUUGCCAUAGAAGAAAGUAUUGCUCGGCACAUGGAGACAGUAAGAAAAGCUGUAGCUGGAGUGCCACUUAGUAUGGCUGUUGAUGUUCGUUACGAUACACCGGGGUUUUCUGCCAACCGAUCAAGUGGAGUAUUUAUGGACACCAACACACGAGCCAUUUUGCAAUUAGAGGUUGGGGAUUCAAGAGAAGUUGGACGCCAUAGCCCCAAAAUGGAGAGACUUCUUAUUGAGAGAGGGCUGCUAUAUUUAGUGCACCAGUCUCCCCUGAUAGUCUGGGAAAUUAUAUCUGAUGCUAGCAGGAACAUAAUAUCCCUCCUAAAAACAGAACCAUUUAAACAUAUCCACCAUAGCCUUGAAAUGUGGCAUAAGGCAAAGAAGCUGGCAGUAACUCUGGCAGAUAUCACAAAGAAAUCAGCCUGUCGACAGCUUUUGCCAUGGAUUCGACCAAUUAUAAACCAUUUUUGGUGGAGUUGCAGUACAUGUAAGGGCAGUGUUGACACUUUGUUGAAACGGUGGAUGGCAAUACUGCAUCACAUAAACAACAGACAUAUCUGGCCAGGUGGAAGAUGCCGUCACCCUGAGGGUGUAACAGAGAUUGAAAACAAGAAGUGGUUAGAAAGAGACUCAGAAGCUUUCAAGCAGCUCAGAAAAGUGGUCACCAACAGGGAAUGGUGUGGUACCAUGCAGUUUUAUACCCACUGCAAGCAAACCUGGGCCAUAGAAAAAAUUUUCAGCCACACCUUUUUACAUUACUGUCCCAAAGCCAACUCCUACAGUUAUGAUUCAUACAGAAUUAGGAACAUCUUGGCUGUCAUGGAUCAUAACAACCAUCUAGGGAGAAUGCCACAAGUAGGAGACGAUGGUGACUCAUAUGCUCAGGCGCAAGUAUCGAGGCGCACGAAGCAGUGGGUAGCAUAUGAGAGGAAAACCCCCAAAGACUUCAAGUAUAUACCAGAUUUAAUGGCUGCCUGCUUGCAUAAGACAUAUGGAGUGCCGGAAAAAGCGUUUUCGAAGAGCAGAAAGUCUUUGGAAUUGGAUAAGGUUGCCAAAAACUUAUCAGGAGACAAAAACCCAGGCUCUAGACUUUUAUUGGCUGAAAAUAAAAGCAGGAAAACCACCGGUGAGAAUUUUAAGGACUUGAUAAUUAACUUUUCAACUAUAAAAACCUUGUUUUAG